Triplophysa dalaica is the source of this 3201-nucleotide messenger RNA. RefSeq names its product chemokine (C-X-C motif) receptor 3, tandem duplicate 3 (gene cxcr3.3). Gene Ontology annotation, cellular component: membrane. The record is from RefSeq and is a predicted model, not a curated record. The transcript is spliced from 2 exons. Gene Ontology annotation, molecular function: G protein-coupled receptor activity. Gene Ontology annotation, biological process: G protein-coupled receptor signaling pathway; immune response. NCBI's taxonomy places the organism in Eukaryota, Metazoa, Chordata, Actinopteri, Cypriniformes, Nemacheilidae. The coding region runs from base 1341 to 2450 and encodes 369 amino acids.
UUUAAAUACUAUUUUGAAUGUUUUUUUAUGAACCCAAAAACAGUUCUUUUUGUUUUUUUUGAAGGUGAGCAAAAUGCUUGUUUUAUAAUCAACCUAAUUCUUUCUCUAUUUAAAUAUCAUAUACAUAGAUGUACAUUUUCCAAAUUUACCUUUUACAUUUACCAAACCUAUUUUUAUAGUCUUUCUACAAGAGAUAAAACUGUAUUUAAAACCAAUUAGGUUUUCUUUCGAUACAAAAGCACAAAGAACUCUGAGGUUCAAAGAAAUUGCUCUGCUUAUAAGCUUUUCAACCUAUUUAAUUUGUUUUUUGUUUAUUAUUUGUUUAACUCCCUCUCCCAAUUUUUUUUGUUUUAUUGUUAUUAUUAUUAUUUUUUGUCUUGUCUGUUCGAGCCAUGGUACUGUUUUAUUCUCUCUCUUUUCAUAAAUCUAAGUGUUUCUUAGGUUAGGUUUCUGUUGUAACAUUGUUUUGUUAUUACGAAAUUUUCAAAGGGGUAAGAGUGCUCGGGGUUUGUGAGUAGGAGGGACCUAGAGAGCUACUAUCAUCAAGCGAUAACCUUCACAACAACACGGUGAUCACCAUUGUUACUUUCUCUACCUUUUUUACCCCAUCAGAGCAAACAAAUGUAUCAGAACAGACAAGAACAAAAGAAGAGAUUAUUUUAAAGAGGAGGAAAUAGCAAAGGAGAGAAGACCUAGAGCGAGAUUGAGUGAGAAACAGGAACUUGAACACACUUGUAAGUGCAGGUUUGGCCUUCUUCUUAAACGUCAGCGAGACAUUAACGUUAAAGUUGUAUGAUUUAUUAUCACGCUUUUUAUUUCAUUCCAGUCCUUCUGCCUUUGUCCUGUUCUCGGGUCCGCCAUAUGGUUUGCCGUGUUAUCGCGUUUGAUGUUUGUUUUCACAAAGCUUCCAGAGUGAAACUAUACUUCUAUAGCCAACGUUAACAAAACAAACUGCACAGCUGCCUUAACUGCAUUAAUAUCGAAGACCGAACCUAAAAGCCAAUGUGUAAUAAUUCAAGUAGUUUCUUAAACAAACGCAACAAAAACACAUCUCUGUUUAUUUAGCAACCUCAUAUAUGAUAACGAUUUAUAUUGCUUUACUGUCAGGACAAUAGUGUACAUUUCCCUUCAUUUACGCUCGUGCAUUCACCUCAUUUUUAACUGCAGCUGUAAUAGAAAACUCCGCUUUCAUUAUUGUUGCGUCAUCAUGUGAAACCCCGGCAUGUGACUCUUUGCUUAUAAGAAAACGUAUCUGCUCGCAACUCGGCUCAAGUUAUAGACAGAUGUCAAUCUCCAUUUUAUAGUGCCUCGGUGAAAGUCUGAUUUGACUGUGGUUGAAGAUGGCCGUAGAACUCCACGGACUCUUUGUGCAAAACAAUUCCUAUGAUUAUGAAGACUAUGUGUAUAAGGAUGAGGACCAUCCCUCCAACUGCACCUGUGGCUUCAUGAGGGUCUUCAUCCCACUGGUGUAUUCUUUGGCGCUGUUAUUUGGACUGCUUGGAAAUGGACUGGUGUUGGUAACAUUGUGGCGUAAAAGACAAAACUUCAGUGUGAUGGACGUGUUCAUCCUGCAUCUGGGUGUAGUUGAUGUUGUGCUGAUGGUGACGCUGCCUUUCUGGGCUGUAGAUGCUGUGAAGGGAUGGAUCAUCGGUACAGGGCUCUGCAAACUCACGGGAGCUUUGUUCAAGAUCAAUUUGCACUGCGGCAUCUUCAUGCUGGCCCUCAUCGGUCUCGAAUCGUACCUGUCCAUCGUACGUGGCAUCCAAAUGUUCUCUCGUAAAAAUCCCUUGGUGAUUCACCUCACCUGCUUGAUCAUCUGGAUUAUCAGCCUGCUCCUUUCCACUCCUGACUGGAUGUAUCUCAAAGUCACCGAAGAUCCAGGAAAUCAACAAAUAACAUUCUGCGAUCAUAUUUAUCCCAGUGAUUACUUGCACGUUGCCAUCCGUCUUUUGUUAGUUGUUGUGGGCGUCAUUUUGCCUGCGCUGGUGCUGCUGGUAUGUUGUUCCUGCAUCUUGCUGUAUAUGCAGAACAAAUCCAGAGAUCCGCAGAUGAAGAAGGUCAGAAGAACACGUGUCUUUGGGGUUGUGGUGCUAGCUUUUCUCAUCAGCUGGACGCCCUACAACAUUGCCUUCAUUGUGGACACUCUCUCUGCCGUAACAGCGUCAAAAUUGUGUUAUGGAAAGCUAAGGACAGCUAGUGGUGCAACAGGCAUUUUCGGCCUCCUACACUGUGUGAUAAAACCUGUGAUUUAUUUCGGUCUCGCCAAAGAGUUCAGGCAUCGCGCUGUGGAUAUAGUAACAUUUAGGGCUUAUGAGACGGACAGCAGCGAUGUUUCAUUGUGGGACUCUGGUGAAGUGGGUGGAAGCGUCCAACCGGAGGAACAGAGUUCACUUCGUCCGAUGUCGAAUGACAUAUACCAAACAACAAAAACUCAGGAUGAGAAUAUAUAAAGAAGCUGUAGAAUACUGCGUCUCUUUUAUUUAAUUUAUCAUAUUUGUAAAUAUAAACAUAAAAGCUUUAAAAUAAAUUGCACAUGUAUAGAUAAGCUUAUUUUUGAUCGAUGGAGACACCACAGGAAUUGAACAGAGACUGACUGACAAUUUUAAUGGGUUUGAUGGAAGGAAUGCUGAUAAGGGCUGAAAAGUUAAAUCUGGAUAGAACUGUAUCACAAAGCAUCUGUCAAUUGUAUUAACGUUAAGGUACAAUGAAUUUACAGCUACAGUUAAGAUGAUAAACAGUAAUGGUUUAUUGAACAAUGACAGAAAUGUUCAUUUAUUUUCCUUGUUUGCACUUUAAUACCAUUUAAUCUUAUUAUUGAAGUUGUGCUGGUGCUUAUGGAAUCUUUUGUUUAGUCACGUACCGAUACAAUGUUUCUUUGGGUUGGUUUACCUAAAGUUGUAGAUAAUCUGAAAAGUGGGGUACAUGUUGUAAACCUUAAAAGAUUUGCCACAGGGUUUGUCUUAAAGUUGUAGCCGGCUACAGUUUUUUUUUCAUUUGAAACAAAAGACUAAUGGUUGUUUUGAGAACAUCUUUCUGCAUUAGUUAAUAACUGAGUUCACACAGCCAGUUAGCAUAUUUGUGUUAUUUCCCAUGUUCAUUUUAAAAUUUCCUUAUGGCCUUGUUUUUCUUUUUUUCAGAUGUUGUAGACCUUUCAUUGGUCAAACACAAUAUGAAUGUCUAUAAUAAAACAUAGUAGCUGUA